GCCCCAAAAGGAGGUGGAAAAACAGGAGGCGAAAAAAACAAUGUAAAAUGCACACGUGCGAAAAUGUUGCUCAAAAAGUAUGUGAAAACGCGACGUAAGGUCAAGAUCCUGCUCCUGUUUGCCAUCAUCGGUUUGCUGGUCAUCACCAUUAUAGUGUUAGGCUCGACUGGACGCAAUGCGGCCAUCGAAUUGCUGCUUGACGAGCGAUUCAUUGCCCGUGCCUACAGGCCCGGUGGGGGGGAUCAGACGCCGGAGAAGCCAGCGGUGGUGGCGGCGGCCGUCUCCCUGCUGCAGCCGCAACGAGACCGCGGUGGAGUGAUUGUGCCCGAGAAGUAUGAUGAGCAGAAGAUCAAGGCGCGCAUCAUCCAGAGUAAGAUGGAUCUGAUGAAGCAGCAACAGCAGCGGGACCAUGAAGCGGAACAAGCGUCACGGACCACCUUGGAUGUGGUGACCACAGCUGUGCACAUAUUCUACACCGCCCCAGUGCCCUGGUACAAAUCCAAAAAGCCACCUCCGCCGCCUGCGGAGCACCCGAACGAUGUGCCCCUGACGACACCGAGGCCAGUCCGAAUCCUGAACACGGCCUUCUAUCCAGCUCUUGGUCUGUACAAGCCCAGUAACUCCCUGCUCUCCCAGCACUUUGAGAACAUUCGGAGCUGUGGCGUGGGAGUGCUCAUACUGAGCUUCACAGGAGGCAAAGCAACGGAGGCGGCGCUGAUACAUCAAAUACUGGAACUGGCGCCGCAUCACAAUCUCAGCGUGACCUUCGAACUGAGUGCUGCAGGCAAUCAAAGUGUGGAGUAUGUGCGUCAGCAGCUGCAGGAGAUCGCCUCGUAUGCCAGUCUUCCCGGCUUCUACAGGGUGUGGAGUCAGUCGAGAGGAGUCUCCCUUCCAGUGCUUUACGUAAGCAAUGCCUACAAAUUAAGUGAUAGCCUGGGCAGGCUGCUGUGCCGAACGCCUUCACUGGUGGAACCAGACGGAUUGCGAAGGGUUCUGGAUGCCUUCUUCAUUGGACACAUCAGACUCAAGAGUCAUGCGGAUGUCCUGCGACGGUUGUGUUUCGAUGGCUUCUACAGUAAGCUGCCCAGCAAUGGCGCUGUCUUUGCUAGCACCUGGAAGAACUGGUCUUAUCUGAAGUCAUUUGCUUUAUCCUAUAAGAUGCUAUUUGUGCCGACAGUGGGUCCAGGAUUUGCGGAGAGAAACAAGUUUCCGCGACACGGCGAUAUACAGCGGCAUCGGAGCAAUGGAAGGUACUAUGGAGUGGCUUGGCGAACGGCCAUCCUGAAUCAUGUGGGCUUCAUAAAUAUUGCCAGCUACAACAACUGGCCCGAUGGCAGCCAAAUCGAGGAGGUUAUGCCCCGUGCCGGUUUCUUGGACUAUAAUCCUGGAUCCCGAACCAAAUAUCUCGAUCUCACGGCCCAUUGGGUGGGCAAUUUUCUGAAGACGCGCCAGGAGGCGGCGGCUGCAGCUGCACCGGCAUCGCCCCAGAACUGCUACGAGCUGCUAAACGGGACUAUAUGCUAGGCAGUGCAACUUCCAAAAACGGAUGAGAUAAUCCUAGUUACUUUAGAGAAGCAAUAGCAACAAUUGCAGGCCACACACAAUUACUUUCUACGGUUAACGAGAGUCUUCUGCUACACAUAUAUAUAC
Molecule: messenger RNA, 1650 nt
Organism: Drosophila serrata
Lineage: Eukaryota; Metazoa; Arthropoda; Insecta; Diptera; Drosophilidae
Product: glycoprotein endo-alpha-1,2-mannosidase
Molecular function (GO): alpha-mannosidase activity
Source: RefSeq, a predicted model, not a curated record